Diospyros lotus (date-plum) is the source of this 1831-nucleotide messenger RNA. Its product is annotated as 21 kDa protein-like. The coding region runs from base 593 to 1153 and encodes 186 amino acids. Gene Ontology annotation, molecular function: enzyme inhibitor activity. The record is from RefSeq and is a predicted model, not a curated record. Lineage: Eukaryota; Viridiplantae; Streptophyta; Magnoliopsida; Ericales; Ebenaceae. Gene Ontology annotation, biological process: negative regulation of catalytic activity. The transcript has a single exon.
AUUGGAUUAUAUUAAUCCAUAACGAAAUUGUUAAAUGUAAUAAUCUUAAUUGUUGCAAUAGGAUGAUCCAACUUACACUUUUAUUUUGUUAGUGAAAAAUUUCCUUUUAAAUUGAAAAAAAUAAAAAUAGCGACAUCUCUAUAAAAAAAUAUGAGUUUUAAUAAGAAUUUUGUGACAUCAUUUAAAGAAUAUUGUAAUAUAUAUAUGUGGCACUAAAUUCAAAGGAGAGAAAGGUUAGCAUUUUAUUGAAACUUUUGACUGGUCUUCGCAAUUAGAUAGGAAUGCAUUUUAAUUUCUAUACAUGCCCUUUACCUAAUCCACAGAACAUAUAUAAUUUAAUAGGAUUAGCUAGCUAGCUAGCUAGCUAGGAUAUAACAAUAACAUGUCCCCAAAUUGAUGCUAAUUUGUUUGGUGCAUUCCCAACUCACUCCCUCCAUGUUGCCUUUUUGCCAAACUCUACACAAAUUAACCAUCGCAUGAGCAUUAAGCAAGCACGUUAAUCCAAACCAAUUAACUAUCCAAAGGGCUCGUUAUAAAUUCACAUUCGACUCUCGCUACCCAACAAUCCCAAUCAUCUGAUUACAUCAAGAUCAUGGCACGUGCCAACUUUACGCUCCUAGCACUAAUCCUCCCUCUCUUCUACACCGCCGGCGAGGCCGCCAACUCGGCUGCCUCCACGAGGUUCAUCAAGGCCUCAUGCAGCGCCACCAGGUACCCAACGCUGUGCGUGGAGUCCCUUUCCCCCUACGCCGCCACCAUCAAGCAAAGCCCCCGCCAAAUGGCUCAAACCGCCUUGUCGGUGACCCUAGCCCGGGCUGUUUCCGCCAAGACAUUUGUGAAGAAGCUGAAUAAGCUCAAGGGGUUGAAGCCUCGAGAGUACAGAGCUCUCAAGGACUGCUCCCAAGGGAUGGCUGACGGCGCCGACCGGCUCAGCAAAUCGGUCCUGGAACUCCGGCGGGUGGCCGGAAAGGACUCGUCUUGGCUCGUCAGCAAUGUGCAGACUUGGGUCAGUGCCGCUUUAACCGAUGCCAGUACUUGCUUGGAUGGCUUCGCAGGCCGGCCGUUGCCUUCGGUUACUGCAGAGGUUACCAACGUUAUGAAGCUUACUAGUAAUGCACUGGCACUGGUUAACCAGUUUGCUGCUAAGCUUUAGUCGACGGUGCACCGGCCGGCAGCCGGUGAUUGAUUUGACAAUCUGGGUUUCUGGUGUUUGAUAAGCGCAUCUCUUCUUCAUUAUAACGCUUCGGAUGUUUGUUCACAUCAAUCGCUUGAUGGUUUAGUUAAGUUCUGUAAUUUUGUUCAUGUUUCUUUAUUCUCUUUUACACAUAGCCAAUUGUAUGAUUCAUCAUUAAUGUUUCAAUAAGACCGAAAUAUAUGCAAAAUUAUAUGCUUGAGUGACAUUAGACCAAAAUUAUUUGUUUAUUAUUUAUAAACAUCACGACAUUGAAUAAAUGUUUUGCUAUAGGUCAAUUGCACACCAAUGUUGUUAUUAGGGAGAGACCAAAACUAGCUAGCUGUAUCUUGGAUCAAUGAAGUGCUUUAUUAAUUAAUAAGUAAUUUUUUUGAUAAUCAAUUAGUAAAUAAUUGAAUUAAUAUAAAGAAAAACAGGUGGACAGAAAUGAAUGAGAUUUUAGUCAAUUCAGGAUAUUAAUCAUUUUGGCACAUAUAGGGGAAAAGUCAAAGUUUGAUCUAAUUAAUUAUAGUGUAUAUUUAAUUAAAUAGUAAACUUUCCUUAUAUUCUUUUUAAUUAUACUAUAAGGAAGCAAUAUUCUUAAUUAUAGAUCAUAUUACCAUGAAAAAUAUCAUCAUAUAUAUGGUAUAUUACUUUUGA